Molecule: messenger RNA, 2172 nt
Organism: Plenodomus lingam JN3
Lineage: Eukaryota; Fungi; Ascomycota; Dothideomycetes; Pleosporales; Leptosphaeriaceae
Source: RefSeq, a predicted model, not a curated record
AUGCCUCCAAUUACGCGCUCACAUGCACAGCUUCAGCGACGGGCCAUGUCUCAAUUGGAACCCUCGACGCCGUGGUCUGCUGCGCCCACCCCCGCAGCAGAUCUCAACGCCCCAGAUGUAUCGGCAAUUGUCGAGUGUCUGCAUCGCCACACAGAUCAUAGCGACGUACUCGACACAAGGUACCUAACAUGGUUGGACCUCAAGGAAAAUGAUGAAUUUACCAAUGAGAUGCUGCUCAUUGGGAUUGACAAGCACCGCGAUGAAAUAUUCGCAAAACAGAGAUACCAUCGAACCGACGAGAAACUAGACUUUUGGAAGUCUGAACUCAAACUUCUCAGAGUAGUCUGUUACGAGAUAUUGAAGGUGGAGCCCGUUGGAUUAGACGUGCUCAAAAACUCAAUGCUUAUCGCACCACUGAAGUAUAUUGCGGCGACUGGAUACACUCUGUUCAUUCUCCAAGGCCAUACACGAGCCUAUCCGAUCUCGCUUGAAGAGAAGAUGUUAGCGCUGCUUAAUGAUGCGCUGAAAGUUAUUGAAACAAAACAGAAGGCAUUCGAAGAAAAGGGGUUGACACAUAGUAUAACCGAAGCUGUUCGACCGAAAAUGAUCAAGAAGCUCAAGGACAUCAUAACCACAGUAACUGGAAAGCCGUGGUCGUUGUUCCUGGACACCAUCCUGUGGGUUACAAACCCCGGAUCUUCUGUUAAGAGGCUUUUGAUGGGGUUCAAUGAAGGUGGUCCUGUUUUUGCCCGAUCCCUGAAUGGUACCGGUAAACACGAGACGCGAGCCUUGGCGAUCGGACUGAAAAACUCUACCAAGUCAUUCAACGGGAGCCAGCUCAAGCACACGAAGUUAGCGGGAGUCCUUCACUUGUUCACGCAAGAGAAAGUUGGAAGUGUCUUAUCUGGAGAUUUGAUUGAGUCCUUUGUAAAGGCUGUCUUCGUCCUCAGGGGCGCAGCGCCUGGCAGGAAGUUCAAGAACUUCAACGAUGGCUUAAAAUAUUUUAAGGACGCUAUCAGUGUCAUCAAUCAUAAUGAGGACAAGCGAUUAACUAUAAUGGAGAGAAUUGUAAGCCUGUUAAUGAAUACCGCAGAGCGAAAGCAAGCUUUGUCCAUCGGCUACUUGACGGAUAAAUAUCUGACCUUCACGCAGCCAAACCUAGGAAACCAGAGUGCUGGAGUACCGCGAGCAAUUCGGAAUUGUAAGCUACCCCUGAAGAAUCCGACCGCUACAAGUAUUUCAGCGAACGAGAGUGGCUCAGUUCCAGUUCAUGGUUCCAGUCAUGGUUCACGACCCACAAAUCUUAAGUCGCCAGACAACGAGGCUCGUAACCAAAACCUUCUACCUGAAGAUUCAGCUUUAAUUGAACAAGAUCGGAAUGUGGCUCAUGAAGAAGUCUCAGAAGUUCAUGAAAUGCUAGAAAGAUACGUGAGGACACUUCAGUGCCUCCAUCACGCUCAAAGCGCCAACAUCCCCCUCUUCAAUGCAGUAAAAAAAUACAUCAACGACACCGAUGACUUGGAGAAUACAUUAGCGAGUCUCAGCGAAGAUCUAGACGAGGUGCAGAAAAGAAUUGCGAAAGAGUACGCAGCUAGUAUCAAGCGUGACCUAGAACAUAUAACUGAUUUCGAAGUGAUCAAUACAGUUCUCAGCGAGAGGCGCGCGGAGGCAGAGACCAACCGGCAACACAGUGUGACAGAGAUGAAGAAAAAGAAGACUGAAAUGCAGAUGAGACUGGCAACAAUCGAAGCUGCUCACUCUGAUGCGGCAGGAAAAUUGCGCGAAAUGGAUGAGAAGAUCCUCCUUGUGCGUGAAGAUAUAAAAGACCCCAUCAUCGUCACUUUUCUCAACCGUGUCGCAGCCGUCUUCCACUUGAAGAGCGUCUUCAUCUUCCACGAGAUCCUUCUCUUCCACGAGAUCCUUCUCUUCCACGAGAUCCUUCUCUUCCAUGACCUUCUCCUCUCCCCUUCUAUCUUUCUCAGGCCCAGCUCAGCAUCUUCGACAUCCUGUUCAUCGCGGUUUCCAUUCACGCCCUCGCCGAUUUCCAGUCUCAUGCUCUCUUCAUCCGAAUCGAUAAACGCAGUCGAAACCAUGGGUUUUACUAUGGGUUUUGAGAAAGGAAGGAAUAUACCCGGCCAGCUUUUGGGCAAAGGCGUGAUGAUGAAUUUAUAG